GUUAUUUUAAGAAUUACAUGAUAAUCAUCUUAUAACAAUCUCAAUUACACUUGAUUUAUUUUAAGAAAUUUUUUAUAACUUAUUUAAUUUGAAAAAGAAAAAUAAAGCAUUCCCUCAUUUUCCCUUCAAAAUCCAACUUAUAAAGAUACCCUAAGGUAUGAUCUCAAUACACAUAAACAUAGUUACUGCUACAUAAUCCCUCCCGUAUGAAAUAUAAAAAAAAAUGUCAUAAUUUAAAAAUUGAUAUAUCUAAUCUAAAUCUAAAUUUUAAGUAAAUACAUGAAUCUUUUGCUAUCAUUUUUACCUUAACCACUGCGUACAACAGCAAAUUCCGUAGGUGCUCAUUGGUCCAAAUCCCAAUUUCCUCCUCCUAUUGUCGCAACCUCCUGCAUACUACAUCAGACCAUACACACUCCUAACAAACAAAGUUAAUCUUAUCCAACUUUGAUUCUUUUUAAUUACUUUGCUGCAUUUUUCCAAUAUCAACAGACCAUAAGCAAUAAAUAUCAGCAAGGACUGAAUUUGUUAAGAAGCUAAGACAUAAACAAUAAAUAUCUGAUCAUGUGUCUUUAAGAUUUUCAGUAACUUAGUGUGCACAUCUUAAAAAAGGUUAACACACCUGGAGUAUUUCACCUAACUGAGUGUGCACAUCUCAUUAAUAUGUGAGUAAAUACAAAAAAAUGAACAAACUCCACAAGUUUACAAAAUUAUGCAUUUCAUAUACAUUCAAUAACAACACUCUAUGUCUCACUUUUCUCUGUUCUCUAGCCUCUUUCUCUCUUGUCACUUCUUCUCUCACCCAAACAUACAACUAGUAUCUGCUACUUCUUUACUCAAGUUUUGUGAAAAUGAUCUUUAUACUUUCCAUAAACUUCUAAAAUAGUAUAUUUAGUUUAUAAAAUUGAACACUUUUACCCUUCAAAACUUGAAUUUUAUCUUGUAUUCCAUUUUAGUUUGAAAAUGACAAAAAACCAAAUAUAAAGCUGGCUUCCGUGUUUCAUGGAUUUGCAUCCAUAUGUCCCUCAGUCCCUCUUAUCCAUGUUAAACUCAAUUUACUAACAAAUUUGAAGUAUAGACUUUAGUAUAUCUCAAAUGCCAAAUCUACAAAUACACAAAUUUAACAAAAUACAAACGGCAAAGCAACUGUGUUAUUGGUAGCUAGUGCAUGCUCUUAAAAAAUUUCAAACUCAUCCAUGGCUUGCCACAUCGAACUAGCUAGUCUUCCUCUUUCCCCUUUCACCAUCUUCUUCAAUUUUGCAACCCCAAGAACCUAAUUUUCUCUAUCAAGUUUGCUCAAAAAACAGAUUCACGGCCAACAGCACCUACCAAGUAAACCUCAAACUCAUGUUUUUUUAUUUUUUUUUAUCUUCUAACCCAACCGGAAACACCCAAUUCUUCAACAACACUCUCAGUGAAUUUUUUUUCAAACAAAGUUCAUGGAUUAUUCAUGUGCAGCGGUGACAUCCCCUCCCAGCUAUGUACUUCGUGUGUUCCAAACACAAACAAGCAACUUAUCACAAAGACAUGGCGCUCUUUGUCCGUUACAGCAGUUAUGUGGUACAUGCACGGUUCGGUAUUCCAACAAUUCUUUCUUAUCCACCAUGGCCACAGGACCUGACUUUGUUCUUUUAAAUAUUUUAAAAAUAAACAAACAAAUUUAAGGUCAUGAUGACGAGGAGGAGCAGAAGAUGUAAAAGGGUCACUUGGGUUGAAAAAAAUAAAUAUAUAGUUGGUGUGUGACAUAUGGCUUUUUGGUGUGUGUCAAAAAUUUUGUCCUCAAGCAAAAGCAGCCAAGAUUGUUUCAUAAUUGAAGUGGGUUGAUACUUGAUGUUUUCCCAUGGCUUUUUGAAGGUGGUGGGGAGUAUAAAAUGAUUGAGUGGAAAUAGCAACAUGUAUAGAAAACAAAAAUUUGCGAUAAAGAUUGAAUCAAGGGAAUGAAAAUGAAUAAAUACCUAGUGGGUUGGGCUAGUAUAAUCAUAACUAUUACAUUAAUUAAUAAUGAUCAUUUAACUAAAUCUUUAAAGCAUACAAAAGGAAACAUAUGUAUCAGCCUCCUCAUCCCCCUUGAGAAGUAUGGGUUCCUUCCAUUUUCUGUUUUCACUCUCAACUUUAUUUUGCCUCUUUAGUCAUUGUUCUCCUUCUCCCAUCAUACAAGCUGCUACUGAUAAUGUUACACAUGCUUACUAUAACUGCACAAGGAACACUACUGCUACCAAUAAUGCUUACCGUUCCAACAUCCAAACACUCUUAAAAUGGAUCUCUUCCAAUAGCACUAACAAUGCAAGAUACUACAACACCACAGUUAAUAGCCAAAACACUGCAGACACUGUCUAUGGUUUCUUCCUUUGCAUUAGAGACACUGAUCCCAAAAUCUGUCAGUCGUGUGUGAUAGAAGCAGCCAAACUCAUAUCAUCAUUGUGCACCACAUCAAUAGAAGCCAUAGUUUGGUACACAGUAUGCUAUGUACGGUAUUCUGACCGUUGCUUCUUUUCCACCGUGGAGAAAAGUCCAGAAAUUUCUUUCAUGAAUGAUAAGGAUUAUGUGGGUGAGGUUGAGCGCUUCAACAACAUUGUCUGGGAUAUGUUGAACGAUUUGAGAAGUGAGGCAGCAAAUGCUUCUUCUAAAUUGGCUGACAAGUCAGUGAACAUCACAGCACACCAGAAACUAUAUGGCUACGCUUGGUGCACCCCAUACCUAUCAGCAGAAAAUUGCAGCUGGUGUCUUAGUGAUGCCAUAGCAGAAGUUCCAACCAGUUGCUGCCGAGGAAAAUCUGGAGGCUCAAUAAUAUAUCCUAGUUGUGGUGUUAGAUUCGAAUUAUAUCCAUUCCACAAGGCACACAGCAAUAAUGCUUGGGUACGACCACCCCCACUGCCAACAAGUCCUCUUCCUUCAGCUCCUCCAGGAAAAGAAAAACAGAAGACACUAAUAUCAAUUGUGAUCGUUGUUCCAGUUGUUGUAUCACUGGUGCUUUCAGUCUUGGGUUGCUGUUGCUUUCUAUAUAGAAAGGAAAGAAAGAAUCAACAUGAUAUCCUCAAAGAAAGCUUUGGGAAUGACAUUACCUCUUUGGAGUCCUUGCAAUUUGAAUUAGCCACAAUUGAAGCUGCAACAAACAGAUUUGGUGUAGAAAACAGGAUAGGGAAAGGUGGAUUUGGAGAAGUCUACAAAGGAAUUCUCUCAGAUGGACAAGAAAUUGCUGUGAAGAGGCUUACAAGAAGCUCCGGGCAAGGUGCAGAAGAGUUUAAAAAUGAGGUUCAAGUUAUAGCUAAGCUUCAACACAGAAAUCUAGUGAGGUUACUAGGAUUUUGUUUGGAAGAUGAAGAGAAGAUACUUAUCUAUGAGUAUGUGCCAAACAAGAGUCUAGAUUACUUUUUAUUUGAUCCCCAUAAGCGAAAACUGUUAUCUUGGUCUCAACGCCAGAAGAUCAUCAAAGGAGUUGCCCGUGGAAUUAUUUAUCUACAUGAAGAUUCUCGCCUCAAAAUAAUACACCGUGAUCUGAAACCUAGUAAUGUCUUGUUAGAUAGUAAUAUGAACCCAAAAAUAUCAGAUUUUGGCAUGGCUAGAAUCGUGUCUGGAGAUCAAAAUGAAGAAAGUACUUGCAGGAUUGUAGGGACGUAUGGUUAUAUUUCUCCAGAAUAUGCAAUGCAUGGAUACUUUUCUGCGAAAUCAGAUGUGUUUAGUUUUGGAAUCAUGGUUCUAGAGAUUAUCAGUGGAAAGAGGAAAGGUUGUUCUACUGACUCAGAGUGCGUUGAUGACAUCCGAAGAUACAGCAAACGCCUCUUGAACUAUUGGAUCCUAAUAUAGAAGGAACUUAUUCCCAUGAAGAAGUAAUCAAGUACGUCCACAUUGGCUUGUUAUGUGUUCAAGAAGAUCCAAAUGAAAGACCUACAAUGGCAACAAUUGCAUUCUACCUCAACAGCCCUUCAAUCAACCUGCCACCACCUCUUGAACCGCCAUAUUUUAGGCGUAGUAGAAUUGAAGAAAACACAACCCUCAGCAAGGAAUUGGGCAAUACCAGUGAUUCCACCAAUGGAAUCACUAUGACUACAUUCUUUCCUCGUUAAGGCAUGGGUGAAAACAGUUUUUGCUGUAUCAAUAUUAUUAUCUACAUUCUACUGUUACAUAAUGAUUAUAGACCACAUACUUGAACCAUAUGAAAUACAAUUUGAAUAAAUCAUUCAAGAGUUUGAAAACAAUGUUAAGUUAUAAAGUA
Molecule: messenger RNA, 4210 nt
Organism: Cicer arietinum (chickpea)
Lineage: Eukaryota; Viridiplantae; Streptophyta; Magnoliopsida; Fabales; Fabaceae
Source: RefSeq, a predicted model, not a curated record